AUGAUGCAAGUGAAGAUUCUGAAAGCAUGGCCUAGAAGGAGGCAGCCUAAUAAUGGAGGUGUAAGCUGUGAAACAUGGUGCUCAUGGAAAUUAUCAUCGUCCAUGCAUAAAGAUGAGGAUGAAGACUACAUUCCAAGAGAUGUCCCAAAGGGUCAUUUGGUAGUCUAUGUUGGUGAAAACAAAAGCAGGUUUGUCAUCAAUGUGAAACUGCUAAAAAAUCCUAUGUUCAUCGAAUUGUUGGAUCAAGCUCGAGAAGAAUACGACUUCACUACUGAUUGCCAGCUCUAUAUCCCUUGCCAUGAGUACGUUUUCCUUAGUGUGAUUCAUUGUGCAAGGGAUUAA
Erigeron canadensis is the source of this 342-nucleotide messenger RNA. Its product is annotated as auxin-responsive protein SAUR50-like. The record is from RefSeq and is a predicted model, not a curated record. Gene Ontology annotation, biological process: response to auxin. Lineage: Eukaryota; Viridiplantae; Streptophyta; Magnoliopsida; Asterales; Asteraceae. The transcript has a single exon. Bases 1 to 342 code for a protein of 113 amino acids.